This is a messenger RNA of Plenodomus lingam JN3, 1602 nucleotides long. RefSeq lists its product as uncharacterized. Gene Ontology annotation, cellular component: endoplasmic reticulum. Gene Ontology annotation, biological process: GPI anchor biosynthetic process. The record is from RefSeq and is a predicted model, not a curated record. NCBI's taxonomy places the organism in Eukaryota, Fungi, Ascomycota, Dothideomycetes, Pleosporales, Leptosphaeriaceae.
AUGAUUCAGAAGGGGAGGGUGGUUCCAAGGCUGUCUUCUGCCCAUGGACUUGACCAAGGAUGCUGCCUCUUGUUAUCGGCUCACUGGCUCAUGGAUAGGCCCGCUCCCCAAUGGCCUGCAUGUAAACAAGACAAACAUGGGAUCUGUCUUGAGCUAUCUGGUCAGCAUCCUCUCUUCGUGACUGGCAGAUUGUCAAUCAAUCGCAAAACCAUCUUCAUCCGAACUUGGCUGCUUGUACAACUCUCAAAUCCAUCCUUGAUUCCAUCGUGCGCAUCGAGGUGUCUUAUCGAUAAGCCCCGCGGCCUCGGCAUCUCUGUCCCUUGGCGCGAACAUGCGUUCACCAAAUUGGCCAUACCUAGUCGAACAGCCAAGUCCAAUGACGCGAUUGCAGACGCGAAGCACGCAACAACUGCCUGUUCUCCUGCACGCACCGAACACGGCACACUCGUUCGGCUGCCAGUUCAUCUAAUAAACUUGAUAAACCAUAUGCCUCCCCAGAGCAGAGGUAGCCAUGUGCCACCGGGCUUCCAGUCCAAAUCAACCCCCAAUCUCCCGACAUUGCACUCUGUAGAGGCCGCGAGACGACAGCGAGAACAUCAUGAUGCUGGCUACAUUGCACCUGAACCCCCUUCUGCGCGCGGCCCCGAGCUGGGCCCUCGCUCGCCGGUACCCAACAGCGCUCUAUCGGGAGCAGCGUCUGCCGAGGACAGCCAGGAGGAGGAUCAAGACACCCUUGCCAUAGACGAGUCUGAGUCUGAGAGUGAAGAGGGCGAAGAGACCAGUCCUCCUACCUCUCGACCCCUCUACACUUCACGCUCCCACACUCAUCUCCCACAACACACGGCCACCGCGCUCUUCCCACCCUUCUAUAAUCGUCCGCCGACCCCUCUACCACCCUCGCCGUCCUUGACCUCGCUGCUUCGCCCACCGUUCGCCUCAUCGAGACCCACAACACCCGAAUCAUCAGACGUCGAAUCGCCUGCACAGGCAGGACAGCGUGCUCAUGGCAGCAGCACACCUGGCGCCAACGCAGCGAACCUAGUCAACUCUGCACGUCUUGCCCCAACAGUUCCACGGGCGUCUCCCAAAGUACCAACCUACGAGUAUUAUGGCUUCGCGCUAUACCUGGGAAGCUCCGCUGCCUUUCUCAUGUACAUUCUGUGGGCAUAUGUACCGGCUCCAUUGCUGCACCAAAUGGGCAUCCACUACUACCCGAACAGAUGGUGGGCCCUGGCCGUUCCCUGCUGGUUGGUAGUACUGGUCAUCUACAUCUACGUUGCUCUCGCAAGCUACAACACGCGCUAUCUUACAUUGCCCUUGAGCAGCUGCGAGAACCUAGUCGACGAAUGCGCUCAGAUCGCCGUGGUAGACAGGACCACUGGCCAAAUUGUGCGCGACCCGGUCCUGGUCACCGACAAACUCCACGACAAGGAUAAGGAAAAAGCUUCAUCCGCCCUCCAUCGUAGCGACUCGUUUUCAAGGUAUCGAUUUGAGGCGUCUGACGACGUGGAUUGGAAAGGAUUUUGGAGCACAGGUACCGACGCCGUCAUGGACGUUCCAAUCGGUGGGGUCUGCGAGAUUCUGUACGCCAGCGAAGACUGA